Messenger RNA from Notechis scutatus (mainland tiger snake), 2898 nucleotides. RefSeq names its product AFG1 like ATPase (gene AFG1L). Gene Ontology annotation, cellular component: mitochondrion; cytoplasm. NCBI's taxonomy places the organism in Eukaryota, Metazoa, Chordata, Lepidosauria, Squamata, Elapidae. The record is from RefSeq and is a predicted model, not a curated record. Gene Ontology annotation, molecular function: ATP binding; ATP hydrolysis activity.
AUCGGGCUGGCUGAGAAAAGAGGGUUUGGCGGAGCGGCUGUAUCUGCUGCCAAUAAAGUUACCUUCUAAAAAGGGAGGGGGAACGGCGGGAGGAAAGGAAGCACGUCAAGAUGGCGGCUCCCGUGUCGCCCUUGGUUACUGGGCGCCGCCUGAUAAAAGUUGCCAUUCGACCCGCCGCUCUCAUCCUAACAUGCUGGGCCCCGCGGAAAGCAUAUACAGUUCAGGUAGCAGAGAAAGCUGCCAGCGGUGGACUAGCAGAUGCUAAUUCGAAAGCCUUAUUGCUUUGCAACGGACCUUUAGAACAUUAUGAAUUCCUUACCAAAGUGGAGCAGCUGAGGAAUGAUGAACAGCAAAGGAAAGUCAUGCGGUGCCUGCAGAAGUUACACGAAAGUCUUCAAGGCUACAACCUCAGUCCAAAACACAUAUUCUCAAAGCUUUUUACAAGACGUAAAUCUCCAAAAGGCCUUUAUAUCUAUGGUGAUGUUGGCACAGGAAAGACAAUGGUGAUGGACAUAUUUUAUUCUCAUCUACAAGUAGAAAGAAAAAAGAGAGUCCAUUUCCAUGGCUUCAUGCUUGAUGUGCAUAAAAGAAUCCAUUGCCUUAAACAGCGUCUGCCAAAAAGAAAAGCUGGAUUAAUGGCUAAAUCAUAUGAUCCAAUAGCUCCUAUAGCUGAUGAAAUCAGUGAGGAAGCUUGUCUCUUGUGUUUUGAUGAAUUUCAGGUCACAGAUAUCGCUGAUGCUAUGAUUCUCAAACAGCUUUUUGAAAACCUGUUCCAAAACGGUGUCAUCGUUGUAGCCACAUCAAACAGGCCACCAGAAGAUCUCUAUAAAAAUGGGCUCCAGAGAGUUAACUUUGUGCCAUUCAUUGCUAUACUAAAGAAAUACUGCAACACCAUCCAACUGGAUUCUGGAAUAGACUACAGGAAGCGUGCAGUGCCGGCUGCAGGAAAGCUUUACUACCUCACAAGUGAAGCUGAUGUGGAGGCUGUCAUGGAUAAGUUGUUUGAUGAGCUGGCUCAAAAACAAAAUGAUUUAACUAGACCAAGGAUUUUAAAAGUACAAGGCAGAGGACUGAGAGUGAAUAAAGCAUGUGGAACCAUUGCAGACUUCACAUUUGAAGAGCUGUGCGACAAACCUCUUGGAGCCAGUGAUUAUUUGGAAAUAUCCAAGAAUUUUGACUUGGUUUUUGUUCAUAAUAUACCUCUCUUUACAAUGGCAAAAAGAACCCAAGCUCGACGCUUCAUCACUCUCAUUGAUACUUUUUAUGAAAAAAAGGUGCGUCUUAUUUGCUCUGCAUCAGCUCCCCUCCAGAGUAUAUUUAUUCAAGCGGAUCAUGAUAGUGGACUGGAUGAGAAAAGGGUAUUGAUGGAUGAUUUGGAGUUGAGCCAGGAUUCAGCUGAAGCACUUUCUAUGUUCACGGGAGAAGAAGAGAUCUUUGCCUUUCAACGGACUAUCUCGCGACUUACCGAAAUGCAGACAGAGCAAUACUGGAAAGAUGGGGAUCGAAGCAAAAAAAAGUUGCAGCCGGAAGGUUAAAAAGAAAGAGUAACUGAAAAGAAAAAGGGCUUCAAGCUUUUUAACUUGAAACUUUGUACAUAAUGUUAGUUUUAAAAACUACAGCAUUAUUUACUGGCCCCCUUUAAUGCCAAUCUAUAGAUAUAACUUUAUUCCGUCUAGCAUGAAAACUUUAUUGACCAAAUAGAAAAUUUCCUUUUAACUGAUAAUGAUGACAGGAAAAAUAGGUAAAACGUAUUUAUUAUUGGCCACAACGCAUUGUUGUUUGAACAAAUAAAAGAUACAAGGUAGAAACAUUAAGUGCAUAUUUUGAACCUAUCAAUCGCUGUUCUAUUGCUGGAAAAUAAAAUAUACAAAUGUAUCUGGAGAAUCCCUGAUUUUUAAAAAUCAUUUUCUUUUAGGUAGCAAUUGAAAAUUUCAUAUACAUUCACAAAGUCCCCUGGGUAACACUAAUUCCACUUGCCACUUAAUACGUAGCGCUUCUGUUUUUCUGCUGCCAGAGUAUGUUCAAGUGAUACAGAUUCCUCUAUUAUUUAUUUGUUCAUCAUAUUUACUGUAUAAAGCCACCCAUCUCUCAGACAAGUGACUCUGAGUGACAUACAAUAAAGCUAAAAACAAUAUAUGCAAACAAAUAUUAACAUUAUGCUCUCUGCUAGAUUUGGUGGAAUGGGCAGAUGUAAUCCAGAGAAUGGAUGAUCCCUCAAAUAACCCUCAGAUACAUAUGAAUUGGUAUCACAUUUUUCCUAUUCCUUUUCCUCACCCUCCCAUACUCUGAUACACCGUAUCUCUGUUGAAAGACAAAGUUCCCUUUCAAAUAAUUCUAGCUCAUUUAGCUCUUGACAGAUUCAUUCACUGUCAAUGCAUUUCCCAGCAUUGCUUGACUCCCAUGACAAGGAAUUGAGCAACACGCUGAUACACUCAACUUCAAUAGUGGAGAGAUGCUACCAGGGUGGGUUUUUUUUUUCACAUCUGGAAUUUUUAUGCCCAUGGCCUCCCAACUGGACAAAAACAAUACUUACGUUCUAUUGAAAUAUAAGCAUUCAAAGCAUGACAUUCGGAGCAAGCAAAUGACAGGAAGGGAAAAAGCGUGAUUAGCAUGCUGUAGAUUGGCAUGACAUUACAGGUAGUUGCUCCGCAGCUUUGCAACCUCUGAAUAAAGCAACUCUUUCUGGGCCCUUUUAUACAUUCCUGUGGAGCAAUCAGUCCAAAUCUGGGAGUGUGCAGCUGUUGCAGAAGGCUAACCCAGGCUUAGUACUUUGUGAGAAAAGGUAUUUAAUUAUUGCUAUAAUUAUUGUGAUUGCAAAUAUUGAAAAAUUAGGGACACACCUGUAAUAUGUGAGAUUUAUGGCAGCCAUUGCACAAAACACCUCUAUCCCAAAAUUAA